CGGAAGACCUGCGUUCCCAGCAGGUAAAAUCUUCAAUUUGACUCAAAUUGGAUUGACAUUCCAAAAUUAUUUAAUCUUACCAAUGUAUUAGAACUAAGUGGUGACGAUAAUUGUUUUGUCAGUUAAUGUUAAAUAUUUAGUUUUAUGAAAGAAAGAGAGAAUGAUAUAGUAGAUGGGAGAUGCGAAGGGAUAUCGGCUGGCGCCGGAGCAUCUGAAAUCUUGACUUAUGUAAAAUAUCAUUUUUGCGUAACUUAUGUUGUGUCCUAAAUGUGUUCUCAUAAACAUUACUCAAGCAUUUUAAGUGCAURGUAAUUAUUUUAGCACCUUUGAUCUUUUUUAAACUCUGACGAGCUUCAACCACCUGUUGAUGACGAGCCCGUCGUAUACACUCCAUCAGCGGUUUACCACAAAACAUCAUAAAGCAAUGGCGGCCGGAGUCAGCCCUCUGUACUUAUCGUUUCUUUUUCUAGUAUUUUUCUUUAUUUUUUCGCCAUGUCAAGGUGGCUUAUAUUCAUUACACGAUGACAUAGUCCUUUUAGAUAACAGUACAAUAGAUUCAGUUAUUUAUAAUAGCCCAUCAGCUUGGAUAGUUGAGUUUUACUCAAGUUGGUGCGGCCAUUGUCAGGCCUUCGCUCCGACAUGGAAAAAACUAGCCAAAGUGGCCAGAGAUUGGCAAAAUGUCAUCCAUGUGGCAGCAAUCGACUGUGCAGAUGAGAGAAAUAUGCAAACAUGCAGAGAUUAUGAUAUAGCUGAGUAUCCUACUAUUAAGUUUUUUAAUGCUUCAAUGGAAGAAAAGAGCAAUAAAGGAAGAAAUUUUAAAGUCUAUACAAAAGAAGAUAAAACAUUCAUCAAUCUAUUACAUACAAUGGUGGAUGUCGCAGAGCAACAAACCCACUUGUCAAAUCAUGUUCCAGACUUUAAAUCAAUCGAAGAGAAAAGCACGCAAGACUUCAUGAAAGGAAUCGGACUGCAUGAAAUAUUGCUCAUCGUCUUUGAAGAACCUUACUCAUACGUUGGCAAAGAGCUUGCACUAGACAUGAUGAGAUUUCCACAAAUUGCUGUCAGAAGAUCAACUGACAAAAAGUCUCCAUUAAUGGCCAAGUAUAAUAUAGCAAGGAACAGAUUUCCAGUCCUAAUUAAAAUAGAAAGAGGUUUUAGACCUACAGAACUGUCAAGGAUGAAGCGAACCCAUGCGGACUUUAAGAGGACAGUCCUUGACAUUGCAUAUGAACGUCAGUUUGAAGAAAAACCUUUCCCUCAUAUUGAAGCUGUAGAAAAGGCCAUGGAACAUUUUGAAAACUUAGUCCAUGAACAUGCACAGGCACAUGGCACUCAUGCUGCUGGGAACAUGUCAGAAGUUUACAUGGCAGAUAUGGUCAGUGGAUUGUCACAUAUGAUAUGGAAYGAAGUGCCAAACCGMAAAGAAAUAUCAAGUCAUUCCUUUACAGCCUUGAAAAAGUUCCUGGGGCUGAUAGGUGAUUGUUUUCCAGGAAAAGGUAGAAAUCCUCUUAAGAAGUUCUUUGGCAAGCUUCAUAUUGAUCUUUCAAAAAGAGUGCUGYUACCUAGAAUCACAAGUGGUUCGUUUCUUCGAAUGGCUGAUAAAAUCAACAAGAAACCAAAAGAAGGAUUUCUUACAAAGCGUAGGAAAUGGCAUGCUUGUCAAGGWAGUAAGCCCCGUUUCCGUGGCUACCCAUGUUCUCUAUGGACCCUAUUUCACACUUUAACAGUCAACUGUGGAGCUAAAAGAAAGUUGAUGGACGAGAGCGACGAUGGUCUAACCACACUGAAGAAGAUACGGGACUAUAUCAAACACUUCUUUGGCUGUACUAAGUGUGUAGAACACUUCACAAAAAUGGCUGCUAAUAUUGAUCGUGAGGUCAAAACCCAYGAUGACGCYAUCUUGUGGUUAUGGAAGGCGCACAAUAGUGCCAACAAGCGGCUCCAUGGGGAUGACAGCGAGGAUCCUAAACAUCCAAAAAUACAGUUCCCGUCCAAGGACAUGUGCAAGGACUGUARGGAAGAUAAUGGCGAGUGGAAGCCAGACGUGGUGUUGCAGUUCCUUAAAGAUCACUAUGGCGUAGACAAUAUUAGAGUUAAGCCUCCUGCGAAUCUACCUGCUGAGCUGGAAGACGCCGAUCAAGAAUUUGCCGACUCUUUUACGCGCGCAACUGACAGUAAUAGGCCUGUUCCAGAAAAUGAUUAUCCUUCUAAACCCAAGCAAGACCCUUUUAUGGAAACUGUGUAGAUUUAUGACCAACGACAUUAUGACAGUUAACUGGAAAUAUUACCUGGCUAUACGUGACUGGACAAGAUAAGUGCAAGCUAGGUCCAGAUAUGGAAACUAUUGCAUAGUUCUGACUGACGACAUAGUGACACUUAACAUGACAGAUUUAUGACCAACGACAUUGUGACAGUUAACUGGACAUAAUUUAUUACCUGGCUAUACGUGACUGGACAAGAUAAGUGCAAGCUAGGUCCAGAUAUGGAAACUAUUGCAUAGUUCUGACUGACGACAUAGUGACACUUAACAUGACAGAUUUAUGACCAACGACAUUGUGACAGUUAACUGGACAUAAUUUAUUACCUGGCUAUACGUGACUGGACAAGAUAAGUGCAAGCUAGGUCCAGAUAUGGAAACUAUUGCAUAGUU
This is a messenger RNA of Exaiptasia diaphana, 2650 nucleotides long. Its product is annotated as sulfhydryl oxidase 1. The coding region runs from base 368 to 2245 and encodes 625 amino acids. Gene Ontology annotation, molecular function: protein disulfide isomerase activity; flavin-dependent sulfhydryl oxidase activity. NCBI's taxonomy places the organism in Eukaryota, Metazoa, Cnidaria, Anthozoa, Actiniaria, Aiptasiidae. The record is from RefSeq and is a predicted model, not a curated record. The transcript is spliced from 12 exons. Gene Ontology annotation, cellular component: Golgi membrane. Gene Ontology annotation, biological process: protein folding.